Oreochromis niloticus (Nile tilapia) is the source of this 1980-nucleotide messenger RNA. Its product is annotated as properdin. NCBI's taxonomy places the organism in Eukaryota, Metazoa, Chordata, Actinopteri, Cichliformes, Cichlidae. The transcript has 11 exons. Bases 99 to 1817 code for a protein of 572 amino acids. The record is from RefSeq and is a predicted model, not a curated record.
UCCAGUCAGAGGAGGGUCAGAGGGAGGACCCGAGCUGGAAGCAGUCACAUGGGCACAGUUAGAGUUAAGUUUCACUUCUGUGCUGCAGAAGAAGGACGAUGGAGGGUCUGAGGGGUCUGCUGGUUCUGGUUCUGGUGCUGGUCUCUGUGCCAUGUUCAGACUGUGUGAGGUGUUUCGCACGCUUCGACCUGAACACAGGUGAGUGUAAUGAGGAGAUCGGUGAGGUGGACGAAGACGACUGCUGUCAGAACCCAAACUAUGGUUACAUGGAAACAGACGGACAGUGUGAGUCCUGUGGUCUUCCCGCGUGGUCUUCUUGGUCGUCAUGGUCCCUGUGCAACGUCCUGUGUGGGCAGGGAGUGAGACAGAGAAGCAGGAAGUGUUUCGGUAUCGACCAAUCAGAGUGCGAGAAUGCUCCACUUUCUGAAAAACUUCAGACUGAACCCUGCAGUGGCGUCUGCUGCGACGAUGAGGGGUGGAGCUCGUGGCUCGCCUGGUCUCCAUGCUCGGUCACCUGUGGAGGCGUCGGGGUCAGGAAGCGAAGGCGAGAAUGCUCCAGUCCUCCUCAGUGUCGCAUGGCUUGCAGCGGUCCUUCAGAGGAGACUGAGAGAUGUACAGCUCAAAACACCUGUCCAGUCCACGGUGGUUGGUCCAGCUGGUUUGGCUGGUCUCAUUGUUCUGCUACGUGCAUCGCUAAAUCGGAUGGCGAUGUCAUCAUUCCCUCCAGGGUGCGACAUCGCUCCUGCUCUAACCCCAGCCCCUCAGAGAACACAUCGCCACCUGGCAACGGUUGCCCUGGAGACGUGUUACAGGUGCAGCACUGUAGCGAGCUCCCCAACUGUGCAGAGGACGGCAGCUGGGGGGCGUGGUCUCCAUUCAGACCAUGCUCAGUCUCCUGUGGGGUGGGACUUCAGCUGUCAGAAAGGAAAUGUGAUAGCCCCGCCCCUAGAUAUGGAGGCAAAGUCUGCGAAGGGCCGAGCACUCAGAGCAAGAUCUGUGAGAGUCCCUGUCCAGUUGACGGGUUCUGGUCCGGUUGGUCGAGUUGGGGCGAGUGUUCAGGUUCCUGCAUUCCACAAGGCAGAGCCAUUCGAAGGACUCGCCAGCGCUCCUGUUCUAACCCCGCCCCUUCAUCCAACCCGCCUGGUCAAAAUUGUCAAGGUGACAGCCACCAGACAGAGAACUGCGACCACCUGCCCUUCUGCCCAGUGAAUGGAAGUUGGGGGUCUUGGUCACCCUUCAGUUCCUGUCCUGUUACCUGUGGGCUGGGCCUUCAGGUGUCAGUCAGGAGAUGUGACAGCCCCUCCCCCCAACAUGGUGGUAGUCCAUGUCUGGGAGAAGCACGUCAAACCAAGAUCUGCUCAACCAAACUCCACUGUCCAGUGGACGGCGUGUGGUCCGAGUGGUCCGAGUGGAGUGAGUGUAAGUACCCGGGCGGGCGAGACAUCCGCUGUAGGAAAACUUAUGGCAGCCAUUCACGAGUGCGCGAGUGUCUCCAUCGGGCUCAUAACGGGUCCAUCUGUGAAGGCGACAACCUGACCGAGAGACGAGUGUGCUACUACAUCAAAGACUGCAACAUGAACGGCCACUGGGAGGCCUGGACACCGUGGAGUCUCUGUGAUCCACCCUGCGGCGAAAACUCGGUCCGGUCCAGGAAGAGAAUCUGCAAACCUGAUUACACCGGCUACAACCUUUACCCUCCUCGUUCCUCGGAGAAAGCUUCAUUUUAUGGGACACCAAAAGUCAACUGCGGCCCGUUGCCCAUCGGCGAGCAGCAGGACCAGAGCCAGCCCUGCAUCAACGUCCCGCCCUGCGCCUAACCACGGCGAUGACAUCAGCUCUAACCUCGUACAGUUACCAACAGUCCAGAUGUCUGGCUGCAGAUGACGAUUUGAGGGCGGAGCUCGUGCUGGUGUGUUAUUAGAAUGAUGUCAUAGAUUACAUUUGACCUGUGAGGUCAAAGCUUCAGCGGCGUGAUUUUAA